CUUCAGCGAGCGAAUAUGGUGUCUUCCUGUGAGCGGGAAUUUCAGCAGUGGUCCCUGAAGAUGGCCGGCGACCCAGAGUCUGGGGACGAGGAGCUGAGCCGCCUGAAGGAGGAGAACGAGAAACUCCGCUCGCUGACAUUCAGUCUGGCAGAGAAGGACAUUCUGGAGCAGAACCUGGACGAGGCCCUGGAGAGCAAGCAGGAGCUGGUAAACCGCAUCCACUCAUUGCGGGAGCGGGCUGUGAACGCAGAGAAGCAGCAGAAGCAGUACCUUAAGGAGAAAGAACAGACCCUGCUCCAGUUCUGGAAGACCCAGAUGGACUGCGAGCUGUACAGGGAGAAGAUGACCAUGCUGCAGGGCCAAGUGACGGAGCUGCAGAAGGAGCGUGACCAGUCGUACUCUGCGCGGGACGGGGCCCAGAUGGAGCUCUCUCGGAGCCUGAUGGAGAAGGACUCUCUCCGCAGAAGAGUGUUCGAGCUGACCGAGCAAGUCUGCGAACUGCGCACUCAGCUGCAAAAACUGCAGGCGGAGCCCCCCGCGGGGCCCAAGCAGGAAGCCGGGGCCAAAGAGCCCUGUCUGCGGAGGAAGCAGCAGCUUGUUCGAAUGCAUGCCAUGUGCCCGCGGGAUGACAGCGACAGCAGCGUCCUCAGCUCCUCAGAAUCCCAGCUCUGGUGGGACCUGAGCUCCACAUCCAGCCGAGAGUUGGUGGACAGCUUCCGCUCCAGCAGCCCCAUGCCCCCCAGCCAGCAGUCCCUGUAUAAGCGAGUGGCAGAGGACUUCCAGGAAGACCCUGAGUCUGGAAGAUUUCCAGAAAUCCUGGAGGUAGACCUGGGAGCCUCUCCAGGGGCCAAGGAUGAUGAAGACCUGGAUUACGAGGUCCUAGACAAGGCAGACUUCCCCCACCCAGAGGGCAGCCCCCAGGAGUCCAUCAGAAGCCUCGAUGUCUCUGAAAGCGGUGUCCCUGUGCGGCGGAGGCCGGCAGCACGCAAGAUCCUGGGUCAGGUCACAGUGCUGGCCUUCCAGGGGGCCGCAUUGCUGGAGCAGAUGAGCAUUGUUGGUGGGAACCUCACCGGUAUCUUCGUUCACCUGGUCACCCCGGGCUCGGCGGCAGACGAGAUGGCCUUGCGCCCCGGCACUCAGAUUGUGAUGGUUGACCAUGAGGCGACGGAGCCCGUGUUCAAGGCCACCCUGGAGAACACAACCCUGGAGCAGGCCAUCAGCCUCCUCGGGAGGGUGAACGGCUUCUGCUGCCUGUCUGUGAAGGUCAACACCGACGGUUAUAAGAAACUAGUUCAGGACCUGGAAGCCAAAGUGGCGACCUCAGGGGACUCUUUCUACAUCCGGGUCAACCUGGCCUUGCAGGGGAAGGAGGAAGGGGAGUUGCAGGUACAUUGCAAUGACAUCCUGCAUGUCACCAACACCAUGUUCCAGGGCCGAGGCUGCUGGCGGGCACACCACAUAAACCCCUACACCAUGCGGGACACAGAGCAUGGCACCAUUCCCAACUACCCACGGGCUCAGCAGCAGCUCCUCGCCCUCAUCCAGGACAUAGCUCAGCGAUGCACCAUGGCCCAAAAGUCUCCUGGAGGACAGAAGUUGGUCCGCAUUGUCAGUGUGGACAAAGCCAAGGCCAGUCCUUUGUGCUCAUCCUUUGACAAGGGCCAACUGGACCCCAGCAGGGUGGAAGAUGGUGCCAGCACAUGCUUCUGGGCCGAGAGCUGCUUCACCCUGGUGCCCUACACCCUGGCACACCCCCACAGGCCCGUCCGGCCCCGGCCUGUGCUCUUCGUGCCCAGGGUGGUUGGGAAGCUCCUGAGCAAAAAGCUGUGCCUCCUUCCAGGAUUUAAGAAGUGCCCAGCAGAGUACUUGAGCCAAGAGGAGUAUGACACCUGGAGCCAGAGAGGGGAUAUCAUCCAGGAGGGAGAAGCGUCAAGUGGCCUCUGCUGGGUGACCCGCCAAGCUGUAGAGUCCCUCAUGGAGAUGAAUGUCCACGCCUUCCUGGACAUCCGGCUGGACAGUGUCUGUGUCCUGCACAGGAUGGAUAUUUUCCCCAUCAUCAUCCAUGUCUCUGUCAAUGAGAAGACAGCGAAGAAACUCAAGAAGCGCCUGCAGCGGCUCCACACCUCGGAGGAGCAGCUCCUGGAGGCGGCCAGGCAGGAGGAUGGAGAACUGGACAAAGUCCCCUGUCUGUACAGCAGCCUGGCCCCCGAUAGCUGGAGUGACCUAGACAGCUUGCUCAGCUGUGUCCGCCUGGCCAUUGCAGAUGAGCAGAAGAAAGUGGUGUGGACAGAGCAGAGCCCCUGCUGAAGCACUUUCGCCCCUCCAGGGGCUGUGGGGACUUCCAUGUGCCUGCUAAUGCUACCUUGUCCUUUGAGCUCAGGGCCUUGGGCACAGCCGGUGCUGCUCAGCACACAGACCCCACCGUUCCUUCUCUGGUUGGGGUCUAACCUUGCACCCUCUUCAUGUGCAGGUGACAAAUGGCAAAGUCACCACAGCUGCUCACUUUUCUGCGUAAACUAUCUCCACCCCUUGCCCAGUUGUAGUCUGGGCCCAGCAAGAAGCCCGAGAACAUUUCUGCAGUGUGUGAGGGGCCCAGACCUGGUGGAAACGUGGGGGCUGCCCAUUCUUACAUUUCAAGGUGUCAAAGGGUACUUUCCAAACUCUCCAGAGCACCUGCCCCUGCCCAGGGCAGAGGCACAGAACCCAUGCACUGUAGCCCUGGCUAAGCUUUCUCAGCUCCUGACAUCCGUGCUCUA
Messenger RNA from Castor canadensis (American beaver), 2756 nucleotides. NCBI's taxonomy places the organism in Eukaryota, Metazoa, Chordata, Mammalia, Rodentia, Castoridae. The record is from RefSeq and is a predicted model, not a curated record.